Molecule: messenger RNA, 1176 nt
Organism: Pogonomyrmex barbatus (red harvester ant)
Lineage: Eukaryota; Metazoa; Arthropoda; Insecta; Hymenoptera; Formicidae
Gene: arg
Product: arginase
Cellular component (GO): nucleus; cytoplasm; cytosol
Molecular function (GO): arginase activity; manganese ion binding
Source: RefSeq, a predicted model, not a curated record
UAUAAAUGCAUGUAAUUCUACAAUAAGAAACAGUUAUAUGAUAGUUUCUGAUCGAAAUGGAUCGAACACUAACUAAAACUCGGACAAUUUUUAAUCAAUUAAUUAUUCGUCAUUACGGUAAUAAAGUGGGGAUAAUUGGAGUACCCUUUGACAAAGGACAAGAAAAGAAAGGAGUGGCACAAGGACCUAAGGCAAUUAGAGAAGCAAAUCUGAUAGAUGAAUUAAAAAAAUUAGAAUUAGAUGUACGAGAUUACGGUGAUAUACACUAUAAAAUAAAUAACAAAAAUGAUAUAAAAAAUAUGAUACAUUUGAAUCAUGUGGCUAGUUGUACAAGUUCUUUAUCUGAACAAAUUCGACAAGUGUUACGCGAUAAUAGGCAAAUAUUAACAAUUGGUGGUGAUCAUAGCGUGAGCAUUGGCUCUAUCGAUGGACAUGUUAAGGAAAAACAAGAUGUGGCAGUAAUAUGGGUAGAUGCUCACGCAGAUUUAAAUACUAAUAAAACCAGUGAAAGUGGUAAUGUGCAUGGAAUGCCUGUAGCAUUGUUAACUUCGGAAUUAGCUGAUUAUUGGCCUUAUUUACCAGGCAUGGACUGGCAAAUGCCAAUGUUGUCCAUCAGAAAUGUAGCUUAUAUUGGUUUGAGAUCUGUAGAUCGCUAUGAACGAUUAGUAAUUGAAAAAUUUGGAAUUACUGCUUAUGGCAUGGAAGAUAUAGAACGUUAUGGUAUUCAUCAUGUGAUACAUAUGGCACUAAAUAAGAUAGAUCCACAUAACUCCAAAUCUUUACAUGUUAGUUUCGAUAUAGAUUCAUUAGAUCCACUCGAAGCACCUAGUACUGGAACUCCUGUACGCGGAGGAUUGUCUCUUAGAGAAGGAAUUCAUCUUAUGGAAGAAAUACACAGAACAAGUAGACUGAAUGCUAUCGAUUUAGUAGAAGUCAAUCCAGAUAUAGGUAGUAAACAAGAUGUGAAAUUUACUGUACAAGCAGCUAUACAUAUUAUUCAAGCAGCUUUAGGUUAUACAAGACGUGGUUUGAAAGUACCUGAAGGUGUUACUGAUUUGCCUUUACAAACAUUUCGUUAAUGUCUAUUCUAUAUUUUAUCAGUUAUCACAAUAUUUUUUAUACAUUUUAUAUUAAUUUUAAAAUAUACAUAAUUAUUUUCUUUGAGAAUAAACAAAU